Orbicella faveolata is the source of this 3878-nucleotide messenger RNA. Its product is annotated as retinol dehydrogenase 8-like. The record is from RefSeq and is a predicted model, not a curated record. Lineage: Eukaryota; Metazoa; Cnidaria; Anthozoa; Scleractinia; Merulinidae. Gene Ontology annotation, molecular function: oxidoreductase activity.
GCUACGCCGCGCGCACUUGUGCUCGUGCUCCAACGUGAGCCUGCUUGCACGCUAAAAAGAGACCAGUAAUCGGGCUUAAAGUCAUGUCGUAAAUUAAUUUUUUAAAAAGUAGUUAAUAAAUAGCAUUUAAUAAUUAAUCUAGUUAUUCCUUUUUGGGAGGGUGGCCCAUAGUGACGUAGCCCAUGGGCAAGCUCAAGGGCCUGGGCCCAGGUUUUAUCCACACGUUCAUUCCUUCAUUGUGACUUCAUUCCUGAGCCGGGAUAACUCAGUUGUGGUUCGUCUUCAAGUAAGAUGGGUGCUGCAACGAGCCGCUUUAAAAGAAAGCACUCUUCAUUCAGGAAAAGUGUUCACAAAGAGGAAGAGGCAGCUGCGCCGAAAAUUGUCCUCUUCACUGGCUACUCUCACAAAAUGAAUCUGGCGUUUGCUUUGCCCUUCGCUGAAGACCCGCUUUCCAAAUUUAAAGUGUUAGUUACGAUGCCUUCUCUUUCAAGCAGUGAGUAUUUAGCGGACUCCAGGGUUUUAAACCUGUUAAAUAAGACGUUGUUUGUCCUUCAAAUGGAUAUUGAAUCGGACGAGUCUAUCAACGGCGUCCUUCGAGAGAUCAUGGAAAAUGAUGGAUUUAUCGAUGCUGUUGUUAUAACAUCAAACGUGCUACUCAAUGGCCAACUAGAAACUCACACUAUUGAUCAGGCGAGGACAAUAUUUGAUGUGAAUACGUUUGUUGUGAUAAAGCUGAUAAAGGCUAUUCUUCCUUUAAUGAAGAAGCAGCGAGAUGGUCGACUCGUUGUUGUAAGUAACCAGGCUGGGAUAUUGGGAAUUCCUUUCCACGCUAUCUACUGUGCAUCGAAAUUUGCCGUCGAAGGAUUUAUGGAAUGUAUCGCCCCAGAAUGCUUGGCAUUUAAUAUCUAUUGCUCCAUUAUCGAAACAAGUAUGAUCAAAGGUGAAGAAAAGACAGCCCAAACUCUUCAAGUUUCAAUCCGCUCUAAAAUGGAAAAUGCUGAUGACGACACUAAAAAGUACCAAGAUUCCUUCCCUGGGAAAAUGAGACGAAAGGGAUCUGUGAAAAAACUUGAUUUAGGAAGAGUAACUGAACUCAUACGAGACGCUAUAGUUGAAGAGAGACCUCAUCUUCGAUAUCAAUUAAAUAAGUCUUCAAAGGAUGCUGCCAGGGAGAAAUGGACUGAUGUACAUGGAGACUCAAAUAUGUUUGACUCUGCUGAACAAUAUUUGUGCGUUGAAACGGAGCGUCUGCGAGAAGCUUUGGAUAAUAUUAACAGCGCUGAAACAAAGAUGUAACUGACCAGUGUUUAGAUGUGCUAUUGUAUAGGCUCUACAACGCCAAUGACUUACUAGGCUGAAAAUAGUUUCCUAAACUUUGGAUCAGCCACGCUUUUUCGUUCGUGAUUAUUCUCUUGUUGAAGGUGAUCUGUUCGAUUACCACGACAACUCAAAUAUACAGAGUUCUUUCUCUACUCAGUCUGAACUGAAUCUAAGUUUAAAUUGGAUCUUAGCAAAAUCGUACAAACUCGGGACUCGAAAAGACUAUAUCUUCGAUGGUACAUUGGACAAAACUGAAUAACAACCUGUUAACUGCUCCUUGUAUUUGCCUGGCUGCAUGGAAGAAGUCAGCUACAUUGUUAAUUGUGCGCUUUUAAAAGUCAUAAUAGUCUAUAAGAUUCAAACUUUGGCCGGCCACCGUACCUCGCCGAGUUUUAGUGAAAUUUGGCAUGCAGUCUUGUUGUAGGGUCGUAUCUACCAAUUUUUUUUAAGCGAUGAAAACAUGGAUGGUUGCAAUUCGCCAUCUUUGGUUUCGGGGAGUGAGAAACUUGUCCUUUGCAGUUUUUAGGACCCGCGGAAUACCUUUAAUUUCAGCUUUUAAUCGAAGAUUUUGAGUGAGGAUUGUGCUUUAUCCAGUAGCAGAUAAAUCUGCGCUCACCGACAAACACAUAACAAGAACACAUCGCCUAUACAUACCAACUACAAUUCUGGUCAAAAGUCUUAGGACACUUUACACUUUUGCCAACAUAUGGUCUUUCUAUCCACCUCCCCCUCCCCACCCCCUCUUCUUUGUUCAUGGUGAUUCAUCCAAAGUAGGCCCACUAUUCCAACAUUGGCUGUUGUUGUUUUUUUUUGGGGGGGGGGGGGGGCGGGGUUGUUCAGCAAAUUAAAUAAUGACUUCCCACCUCAAAAUAAUGCGUCACCAGUUGGCAUUUUGUCAAGUGUUUCAAGGACUUUUGGCCAGGAUUUUCCGAAUGAGACUUUUCAAAAAGACACUAUAUUAUUUAGCAACAUCUCUUUGCUAUUGAGCCUCUCAAUCAAUCAAUCAAUCAGUCAAUCAAAUGAAAUCUUCAGUAAGUACAAUAGUAUAAUUAAAAACUAUCAUAUACUGUUUUACAAGAUUGCCGAGUGAGAAUCCGACGAUUCAAACACGCGAUUGAUUUACGUCUUGAAUUUCGCAAUUGAGUUAAUUUUUCUGAUGUUUUCAGGUAAUGAAUAAAUAAAGCACCGCAGUAACUGAAACUACAUUUCAAAUAAUUAGUACGCGGCCUGGGCAACGUUAAUUUACCGAAAGAAUUACGCAUAUCAUAGUCUGUGCCUCGUUCGUUGAAUAGGUCCUGCAGGUACUUACACUGGAGGUAACUCAUUAAGGGAUUUAAACAUCAUUAUAGCUUUUUAGUGCAGAGUGCACUACUGGGAUGGUUUUGGGGGUUGCCUGCCGCUAAGGCACUAAUUUGCUAUGGCGCUUAAGUGUAAACUUUAAUGUUUCUUUAAUAACGUUAAAUAAAGCAUUCAUUCAUUCAUUUUAAUUAAUUCAUUUCAUUAAUUUAAUUCAUUUCAAUUAAUUAAUUAGUCUAGAGGCACGGAAGUGGUGGGGCUGGGAUGUGAAAGGUGCAUGUUGGUGUAAGUUCGGUUUGAACAUCGCAAAGCUAUGUAUUUGUUUCAGGUAAUCCCUUGCUCUCCAUGUGGUUCUAUUCUCUUUAGAACAAAACCAAUUUGCUCUAAACGCAUGCUCAAAUUAGUUAGCGUUCGUGUCUUCUAUAUUAGGUGGAGGAUACAUCGCACAGGGAACAACGAACAAAUGUUGAGUGGUUUUCCUUACGGUGGUACUCAACAUGUAAGACACGUGCGUUCUAGCAUCGUUAGUGUUAUUCACUAUGUUUCCACGCGGUAUUUUAUAUUUAAAACGAUGAGAAGUCAAAGACUACUGCAAGGCUGAUACAACGUGGUAUAUUUAAAAUAAUAGGUCCGCAGUGCGUACAUGUGUGGUUUACAAGUUGUACUUGUAAUUAGGACGAAACUGAAUUAUCAUGAAAAAAAUGAAAGGCACUACUAAGAUUUUCAACUCAAACGGUCAGCGAUCGAUAGCAGGUGAAAAUAUGAGGUAUUUUAGAGAAUAGGGUGCUAUUACAGAGAAUCACAAAGUGUGCUCCUGUGGGGUUUCCAAUUAUUUAGUUUUAUUGUACUAGUAGUUAGGAUAUGGUAAAUGAAAUGCUGCUGUAUUGUAUAUGUAAAUGUAUUUGCUAAUUUGGGAGUAAUUGAAACUUAUUGCUUCAGCUUAUAACUAAAAAGAUUAAUAGGCCUUGAAAAAUAUAUCCCAAAACAAACUUUAAAAACAAACAAACAAAAAAACAAACAAGAAAUAUUAAUUUUUCUUAAGGGUUUAGCUCACUAUUUGUGAAAGUCGGCAAAAUCAGCAAAAGAUUAACUGAUUCAUUGUACUAUACAUUCAUUGUAUUAUUUCCUGCUGCAAAGCAAGCCCUUUAAAAUGUACGCAAUCGGUUAAUUGGAGAGCAUUUGCCAUUUUUUGUGUUAGCUGAUGAGAUGAGAUAUUUGUUACUGGAGUGUAGGUAUCUUUCAAUAAAUCAAUCAAUCAAUCA